Messenger RNA from Condylura cristata (star-nosed mole), 3549 nucleotides. It is a transcript of the gene MAP3K11, whose product is annotated as mitogen-activated protein kinase kinase kinase 11. Gene Ontology annotation, molecular function: JUN kinase kinase kinase activity; protein binding; ATP binding. Gene Ontology annotation, biological process: positive regulation of apoptotic process; protein phosphorylation; microtubule-based process. The transcript has 10 exons. The coding region runs from base 537 to 3101 and encodes 854 amino acids. Lineage: Eukaryota; Metazoa; Chordata; Mammalia; Eulipotyphla; Talpidae. The record is from RefSeq and is a predicted model, not a curated record. Gene Ontology annotation, cellular component: centrosome.
AAAAAGUGAAACUCCACCCUCCACCUCUGCCUCCCGCCCCCGGGGCCAAAGUACAAAGGGAGGAGGAAGAAGGGAACGGGGUUGGAGCCGUCGGGUGAAAGAGUCUGGCCAGGAAGAGGCAGUUCGGCCCAAGCAGGGACGCUCCAGCCACCCCCUGCACAAAAAGAUCAACCCGAGCCGAGCCCAGGCGCUGCCCCGCGGCCGCCCAGCGCACACCGGCCGGUGCCGAAGCCAAGCUCCCAGGACUGCGGCACAGACGCCCGGGCCCUCGGAGCCGGCCAUGGUGAGAUGCCGGAGGCCCCGGGGUCCCACCCCUCAAGCCUGACCACACCGCCCCUGGUUGCCCGCCUCUAGAAACCGGAGAUGUGGGGGGCCGGGAGGCGACACUCCUGGCUCCCCAGAGAGGCGUGGGUCUGGGGCUGAGGGCGAGGGCCCGAAUGCCCAGGUUCCGGGACUAGUGCCUCUGCAGCCACCAGGGGCAGGGACCAGGGGCACCCCAAAAAGGUCCCCCCACGUCCCAACGCCAGCUCCCAGCCAUGGAGCCCUUGAAGAACCUCUUCCUCAAGAGCCCACUGGGGUCAUGGAACGGCGGGGGCAAUGGGGGGAGCAGCGGAGGCCGGCCAGAGGGACCCCCGAAGGCAGCAGCUUAUGCCAAUCCAGUGUGGACAGCCCUGUUCGACUACGAGCCUAAUGGGCAGGACGAGCUGGCCCUGCGGAAGGGCGACCGUGUGGAGGUGCUGUCCCGGGAUGCGGCUAUCUCAGGCGAUGAGGGCUGGUGGGCAGGCCAGGUGGGCGGCCAAGUGGGCAUCUUUCCAUCCAACUAUGUGUCUCGGGGUGGCCCGCCCCCCUGCGAAGUGGCCAGCUUCCAGGAGCUGCGGCUGGAGGAGGUGAUCGGCAUCGGCGGCUUUGGCAAGGUAUACCGCGGCAGCUGGCGAGGCGAGCUGGUGGCCGUGAAGGCCGCUCGCCAGGACCCCGACGAGGACAUCAGUGUGACAGCAGAGAGUGUGCGCCAGGAGGCCCGGCUUUUCGCCAUGCUGGCCCACCCCAACAUCAUCGCCCUCAAGGCCGUGUGCCUGGAGGAGCCCAAUCUGUGCCUGGUGAUGGAGUACGCAGCAGGUGGGCCCCUCAGCCGGGCCCUGGCUGGGCGUCGUGUGCCCCCCCACGUGCUGGUCAACUGGGCUGUGCAGAUUGCCCGAGGGAUGCACUACCUGCACUGCGAGGCCCUGGUGCCCGUCAUCCACCGAGACCUCAAGUCCAACAACAUUCUGCUGCUGCAGCCCAUCGAGGGGGAUGACAUGGAGCACAAGACCCUGAAGAUCACUGACUUUGGCCUGGCCCGAGAGUGGCACAAAACCACACAAAUGAGCGCUGCGGGCACCUAUGCCUGGAUGGCCCCCGAGGUUAUCAAGGCCUCCACCUUCUCCAAGGGCAGCGACGUCUGGAGCUUUGGGGUGCUGCUGUGGGAACUGCUGACUGGGGAGGUGCCCUACCGUGGCAUCGACUGUCUUGCUGUGGCCUAUGGAGUGGCCGUAAACAAGCUCACACUGCCCAUCCCGUCCACCUGCCCGGAGCCAUUCGUACAGCUCAUGGCGGACUGCUGGGCACAGGACCCCCACCGCAGGCCGGACUUUGCCACCAUCCUGCAGCAGCUGGAGGCACUGGAAGAGCAGGUCCUGCGAGAAAUGCCUCGGGACUCCUUCCACUCCAUGCAGGAAGGCUGGAAGCGCGAGAUCCAGGGCCUCUUCGAUGAGCUGCGGGCCAAGGAAAAGGAACUACUGAGCCGCGAAGAGGAGCUGACCCGCGCGGCGCGAGAGCAGCGGUCACAGGCGGAGCAGCUCCGGCGGCGCGAGCACCUGCUGGCGCAGUGGGAGCUGGAGGUGUUCGAGCGCGAGCUGACGCUGCUGCUGCAGCAGGUGGACCGCGAGCGGCCGCACGUGCGCCGCCGCCGCGGCACCUUCAAGCGCAGCAAGCUCCGCGCGCGCGACGGCGGCGAGCGCAUCAGCAUGCCCCUGGACUUCAAACACCGCAUCACCGUGCAGGCCUCACCUGGCCUGGAUCGAAGAAGAAAUGUCUUCGAGGUCGGGGCUGGGGACUCACCCACUUUCCCCCGAUUUCGGGCUAUCCAGUUGGAACCUGCAGAACCAGGUCAGACCUGGGGACGCCAGUCCCCCCGGCGUCUAGAAGACUCAAGCAAUGGAGAGCGACGAGCAUGCUGGGCCUGGGGUCCCAGUUCUCCCAAGCCUGGGGAAGCCCAAAAUGGGAGGAGAAGGUCCCGCAUGGAAGAAGCCACGUGGUACCUGGAUUCAGAUGACUCAUCUCCCCUAGGGUCUCCUUCCACACCCCCAACUCUCAAUGGCAACCCCCCGCGGCCAAGCCCUGAGCCAGAAGAGCCCCGGCGGCCAGGCCCCACGGAGCGCGGCAGCGGCUCGGGGACGCCCAAGCUGAUCCAGCGCGCACUGCUGCGCGGCACCGCCCUGCUCGCCUCGCUGGGCCUUGGCCGGGACCUGCAGUCCCCCGGGGGGCCCAGCCGCGAGCGUGGGGAGCCCCCGCCGGCAGCCCCCACGCCGCCGCCCACGCCUUCCCCUGCAGAGUCACCCCCAUCCCCGCUCAUCCGCUUCUCGCCCAAGAGGCCAGAGGCCCCCGCCUCCCCUCUGAGCCCCGACGCUCCCCGCCCUCACACCCCCGCGCCCCUGCUGCUGGAGCUGGGUGUCCCCACUGGCCAGCCGUCAGCCAAGAGCCCCCGACGCGAAGAGGAGGGACGCGGAAGCACUGUCUCGCCCCCACCUGGGAUCUCCCGCUCCGCUCCGGGCACCCCCGGCACCCCACGCUCACCACCCCUGGGCCUCAUCAGCCGUCCUCGGCCCUCCCCGCUCCGCAGCCGCAUCGACCCCUGGAGCUUCGUGUCCACUGGGCCACGGCCUUCACCCCUGCCCUCUCCACAGCCUGUGCCCCGACGGGCACCCUGGACCUUGUUCCCAGACUCGGACCCCUUCUGGGACUCCCCACCAGCCAACCCCUUCCGGGGAGGACCUCAGGACUGCAGGGCGCAGACCAAAGACGUGGGUGCGCAGGCCCCGUGGACACCAGAGGCAGGGCCCUGAGCGGGCCGUCGGCCGCCUCGCGCCCGCGCCUGAGGAGCCGCAUACACUGGAACGGCGCCGUGAGCCCGGGUGCCCCCAGGGCGCCGCCCCGCGCGGGGCCAGGAACACUACACUGCACAGGAAGCCUUCACACUGGAUGGGGCUGCACCCCCACACACCUGCAACCUGUGGGUCCCUGACUCUCCUGCCCGUGGGCCCAACACUGUACCCAGCUGUGGGCGGACCAGAGCCUGUCUCAGGGAAUCGCACCCACGUGGUGCGGGGGAGGGCGGUGCCGGGCCGAGGGGCCAGCCUCAGCUGUCACCAGCACUUUGGACCGAGGCCCAUGACUGGGCCCCACCCCGGGGUCCUGGGGGCCAGGGGCUCUCUGGGUGCCUUCCUGAAGCCCCACCCGGGGUGGGGCCUUGGCCUCGGGGUCCAAUGAAGCCAAAUAAAGUCAUAAACUGUU